Molecule: messenger RNA, 3153 nt
Organism: Ctenocephalides felis (cat flea)
Lineage: Eukaryota; Metazoa; Arthropoda; Insecta; Siphonaptera; Pulicidae
Product: manganese-transporting ATPase 13A1-like
Biological process (GO): intracellular calcium ion homeostasis
Cellular component (GO): endoplasmic reticulum membrane
Molecular function (GO): P-type ion transporter activity; ATP binding; ATP hydrolysis activity
Source: RefSeq, a predicted model, not a curated record
AUAAAAAGCAAUUUAAAUGUAUAGAAUUUCCAGUUAAUUAUACAUUAGACUACUAUUCAGAAUCUAAAGGUCACCAAGAAGACAGUGAUGUGCAACUUGCUGAGUCUAGAUAUGGCAAAAAUCAGCUGGAUAUGGUUGUACCCGAAUUCCAAGAAUUAUUUAAAGAGCGUGCUACUGCCCCUUUCUUUGUAUUUCAAGUGUUUUGUGUUGCACUUUGGUGUCUUGACAAAUAUUGGUACUAUUCUAUAUUUACGUUAGUCAUGCUAAUUUUGUUUGAGUGUACACUAGUGCAGCAACAAUUACGAAAUAUGGCUGAAAUUCGUAAAAUGGGAAACAAACCUUAUAAUAUUUUUGUCUAUCGAAAUAGAAAAUGGAAAAUGAUCAUGUCAAAUGAGUUGGUACCUGGUGAUAAAGUAUCAAUUACUCGAUCUCAAGAUGAUAAUUUAGUACCUUGCGACUUAGUGCUAUUAAGAGGUCCUUGUAUAGUUGAUGAGAGUAUGUUGACAGGAGAAUCUGUACCUCAAAUGAAAGAGCCGGUUGAAUUAUUUGAUCAAGAUAAGGUUUUAGCCAGAGGUGAAGGAAAGUUGCAUAUUUUGUUUGGUGGUACAAAAGUUGUGCAACAUACUCCACCUGCCAAGACAUCAGGAAACAGACCACCAGAUGGUGGAUGUGUUGCAUAUGUUUUGAGAACUGGUUAAACUUCUCAGGGAAAACUGUUGCGUACAAUUUUGUUUGGAGUUAAGAGAGUGACUGCUAAUAAUUUGGAAACAUUUGGAUUUAUUUUAUUCCUGUUGAUUUUUGCAGUUGCUGCUGUUGUGUAUGUUUGGGUGAAAGGCAGUGAAGAUGAGGAAAGAAACAAGUACAAAUUAUUGGAAUGCACUUUGAUAUUGACUUCAGUUGUACCUCCUGAAUUACCAAUUGAAUUGAGUUUAGCCGUUAAUACCUCAUUAUUAUCAUUAUCAAAACUUAACGUUUUUUGCACAGAACCUUUUAGAAUACCUUUUGCAGGAAAAGUUGAGAUUUGUUGUUUUGACAAAACUGGUACUUUAACCAGUGAUAAUUUGGUUGUUGAGGGUGUAGCUGGUUUAGAUGAACAGGGUGCUAAAGUUAGUCCAAUACAGUCCUGCCCCAUGAAUACACUGCAAGUUUUAGCUACUUGUCACUCAUUAGCUCAGCUUGACGAUGGUUUGGUUGGAGAUCCCUUAGAGAAGGCUGCUUUAACAGCUGUUGACUGGACAUUAACUAAAGCUGAUGCUGUGAUUCCCAAAAAAGGCAAAAGUCCUGGUUUGAAAAUUUUUAGUAGAUUCCACUUCUCAUCAUCACUGAAAAGAAUGUCUGUUGUUGCUGGCUAUAAUGUUCCAAAUUCAAAUGACCAAAUGUAUAUUGCAACAAUUAAAGGAGCUCCCGAAACCCUGAAAAGUAUGUUUGUCGAAGUUCCUGAGGAUUAUGAAAAGAUUUAUUUAGAUUUAUCAAGGAGAGGUGCUCGUGUUUUGGCUCUGGGUUGGAGAUCACUUGGAAGUUUAACAUCAGCAGAACUUAGAGUUAAAUCGGAAUCUGUGGAGAAAGAAUUUAAAUUUGCUGGCUUUGUAAUAAUAUCCUGUCCAUUGAAGCUUGAUUCAAAGAGUGUCAUCAAAGAAAUUGUUAACUCGUCACAUGCUGUUGUUAUGAUAACUGGUGAUAAUCCUUUAACUGCUUGUCAUGUUGCAAAAGAAUUGAAAUUUACACAAAAAACAAAGACUUUAAUUCUGACUGAAACAUCUGAACAAUGGAGAUGGCUAUCUAUAGAUGGAACCUUACAGCUGCGGGUUGAACAUGACUUUAAUGAGUUAACAAGUAAUUAUGAUUUAUGUAUAACUGGCGAAGGUCUUGUUUACCUUCAGGAACAUCAUAAUACUUUGUUGGGUAACUUGCUGCCUCACAUAGUUGUAUUUGCAAGAUUUUCACCUAAACAAAAGGAAUAUGUAAUAGUCUCUUUGAAAAAUUUGGGAUAUAGUACAUUGAUGUGUGGAGAUGGAACAAAUGAUGUCGGUGCUCUAAAACAUGCCCGGGGAGUUGCUAUUCUUAGUAAUGCUCCUGAGCGAUUGCCUAGCAAAGAUGAUCUUAAACUUAAAGAUAAGCUUAGAGAUCGAGGUAAUUUGAACCAAUAUUUCUUAAUGUUUCUCAAUAUCUUAAUGACAAACACAGUGGCACAAGAAAAAUUGAAUAAAAUAAUGAGAGAAUUGGACGAGGAUCAAGUAGCCAUUGUCAAACUUGGCGAUGCCAGUAUAGCUGCUCCCUUCACCAGUAAAUUAUCUUCAAUUCAAUGCAUUUGUCAUAUAAUUAAACAAGGCAGAUGCACAUUGGUCACAACUCUUCAGAUGUUCAAAAUUCUUGCGCUAAAUGCAUUAAUUUUAGCAUACAGUCAAUCUGUUCUUUAUCUUGAUGGUAUUAAAUUUAGUGAUGGUCAAGCGACAUUACAAGGGCUUCUACUGGCAGCUUGCUUUUUAUUCAUUAGCCGAUCUAAGCCUCUUAAAACUUUGUCAAGACAACGUCCACUGCCUAAUAUAUUUAAUGCGUAUACUAUUUUGACCGUUUUAUCCCAAUUUGCUGUGCAUUUCUGUUGUUUAGUUUAUUUGGUUCAACAAGCACAUGCUAGGACUCCUGAAAGGUUUGUACUUUCAACUGCAUUUCAUUUCAGUAUAGAAAAACCUAAAGUAAAACUCAGUGUCGAAGUGGAAGAGGAUGAACCAUUUGUGCCUUCACUACUUAAUUCCACAGUAUACAUUAUUUCAAUGGCAUUGCAAGUUUCUACAUUUGCUAUAAAUUACCGGGGACCUCCAUUCAUGCAAUCAUUGCGAGAGCAUAAGGCUUUACUGUACAGUAUUUUAGCUUCAGGAGGUGCGGUAUUUGCGUUAGCUGCAGGUGCUCUUCCAGAUUUAGCCGAACAAUUUGAAAUAGUUGAUUUUCCUGCUGAGUUUCGUCUGGUUUUGGUUCAAGUGUUGUUUGCUGAUUUCUUUUUUGCCUAUCUCGUGGACAGGAUUUGCAUGUGGCUAUUCGGGGAAGGAAAAGCGAGAAUACUUAGAUCAUCUAGGUCGUAACACAUUCACACAGGCAGCAAUCACAAUCACCAAGUACGCAUUCAAUCAUAAAAAAAUAAAUUAUAGUGUAUUUACG